UCGGACUCCAAAACGCUCCCUAUUGAAAUGCACUCGCCCGGAUCGAUUGGCCCACCCAAUAACCGACCCUGGAUUUGUGAACCCUCAUUUUGAAAUCAGUACAAACGUUUCCAAGAUGGAUCUUCUCCGCAAAACCUACACAGCUGAUUCUGAUGACGAAGGUGACGAUAGGAAAUUCUUAAAUUCCACGGCAAAAAGGCUCAGACCUUCUUCAAAUUCACAAUACUACCACACCGCCAUUCCUCCUCUUCCUGCUCACCCCCCUGAUUACCCUUCGCGACGUUCUGAUGAGGCUUCAGUUCCUGGACGUUACGUGUCAAAGCGCGAACGCUUGAUUCCAACUCCUCCUUCUAGGGUUUCAGAUACCACUGUUUCUUCCACCGGCCAUACAUCGCCUGGUGUGGGUAGCAUUUCUGACGCAGACUUGCCAUAUGAUGUUCUAGCAUCAUUGAGGCGCCAAACAAAGGCUUGGACAAAAAGCAGUAAAACUCCAGAAAGUCUCUCAAUAAAGUUAUCUGGGCAUACAAAUGCAGUCAAUGCCAUACAUUGGUCACCAACACAUGCACAUCUUCUUGCCUCUGCUGGCAUGGAUCAGAAUGUCUAUGUCUGGAAUGUAUGGAGCUGUGGUCAGAAGAGAGCCCGUGUCUUCCACCAUCAUAAUGCAGUAGUUAAAGAUGUCCAGUGGUCAAAACAAGGGUUGUCUUUGCUAACUUGUGGAUAUGACUGUUCAUCUAGGUUGAUUGAUGUCGAGAAGGGAAGUGAAACAAUGGUGUUUAAGGAAGAUCAGAUGGUGAGGGUCAUUAAGUUUCACCCAAAUAAUCCCAACCUUUUCCUAUCUGGUGGAUCUAAGGGCUCUUUGAAGCUCUGGGAUUUAAGAACCAGCGAUAUCGUCCAGCAAUAUGUUAGAGGUCUUGGUCCUAUCCUAGAUUUUGACUUCAGUAUCGAUGCUAAACAUUUCAUUUCUUCCUGUGAUGUGUCUGGAGGAAAUGUUAGUGAGAAUUCAAUCAUUGUUUGGGAUCUCCGACGACUAGUACCUCUCUCCAACCAGGUUUAUGUGGAAGCAUAUACAUGCCCAUGCAUCCGAUAUCACCCAUUCGAUUCCUGUUUUGUUGCUCAGUCUAAUGGGAAUUAUAUUGCAAUCUUUUCGGCCAACUCACCCUUCAAGUUGGACAGGUAUAAGAGGUAUGAGAAGCAUGGGGUCUCUGGUUUUCCAAUCCGAUGUGGUUUCAGUUUGGAUGGUGAGUUACUGGUUACUGGUUCAGCUGAAGGAUGCAUAUAUUUUUAUAGUUAUAAGUCCUCCAAGCUUGUUAAGAAACUGAAGGCAUAUGAACUGGCUUGCAUAGAUGUUGCUUUCCAUCCUCUAUUGCCCAAUGUAUUUGCUUCUUGCAGUUGGAGUGGUGAUGUUUCUGUGUUUGAAUGAGAAUUAUUUACAGUCUUUGGUCUCCAUUUGUCCCCCAGUUAUUGAAAUGGUAAAUAUGUUUCGUUACUGGCAA
Molecule: messenger RNA, 1493 nt
Organism: Amborella trichopoda
Lineage: Eukaryota; Viridiplantae; Streptophyta; Magnoliopsida; Amborellales; Amborellaceae
Product: Transducin/WD40 repeat-like superfamily protein
Molecular function (GO): protein binding
Source: RefSeq, a predicted model, not a curated record